UCCAAUCCAUUCUUUUAUCAAAAAUGGCUCUGUCCAACCCCGCUCUCAAGGCAAACGUCGUGCGGCCCGUCCUCGCUCGUUCGGCCACAAACUACAACAACGGCUAUCCGGCGGCCCCCAUUGCUGCAACGUCGGUACAUGAUGAGAGCCAGCUGGUAGAUGCUGUGCUCGAGCUCGCUGAUGGAACCGUGUUCCGUGGGAUCAGCUUCGGCGCAGAGGGCAAGAGCGUCGCUGGAGAGUGUGUCUUCCAGACCGGUAUGGUUGGAUACACCGAGUCUCUCACAGAUCCCUCGUACGCAGGUCAGAUUCUCAUUUUGACGUACCCCCUCAUUGGAAACUACGGAGUACCCCCUCGCCCCAAGGAGGCUUUGGUGGACGAUAUUCCACAAGAAUUCGAGUCCUCACGUGUUCAUGUCGCUGCGCUUGUGGUCGGCUCGUACUCUGAGGACUACAGCCACUUCCUGGCAGGCUCCUCUCUAGGACAAUGGCUCAAGGAGAGCGGCGUCCCCGCCAUCUUCGGCGUCGACACGCGCGCGCUGACGAAAAGGAUCCGGGAGAAGGGAUCCAUGCUUGGGAAGAUCCUGGCGAGGAGAGCAGACGCUCGUGCCUCGCUGACGUCGUCAUCGUCUGUGCCCUUGUCUCGCGCUCCGUCCCCGCCGGCAGGUACUCCCGCUGCCUCCGCGCGUUGGCGCGAGGAUUAUGUCGACAUCCCGUUCUCGGACCCAAAUCAAGAAAAUCUCGUCGCUGCUGUGUCGACGAAGACCCCGCGGCUCUUCAAGCCUGUGACAGAACCCAAAAUGCACCCGACGGGGUCGCGCCCGCUCCGCGUCCUCGCGGUCGACGUCGGUAUGAAGUUCAACCAGAUCCGCUGCUUCACGCACCGCGGUGUGGAGCUCAAGGUUGUACCUUGGGACUACGACUACCUCGCGGACAGUGAGGAGCCGUUCGACGGCUUGUUUAUCUCGAACGGUCCCGGCGACCCUACGAUGGUCGCUCCCGCGAUCGCACGCCUCGCGCGCGCAAUGGAAAAGGCCGACAGGCCGAUCUUCGGCAUUUGUCUGGGCCACCAACUACUUGCCCUUGCGGCGGGUGCAAAGACGUCGAAGAUGAAGUAUGGCAACCGCGGGCACAACAUCCCCUGCACGGACGCGCUCAGCGGGCGAUGCUACAUCACGAGCCAGAACCACGGAUAUCAGGUCGAGGCAGCGUCGCUGCCCGAGGGGUGGCGGGAGCUGUUCCAGAACGCGAACGACGGCAGCAACGAGGGCAUCUACUGUGUCGACAAGCCGUUCUUCUCCGUUCAGUUCCACCCCGAGUCCACUCCCGGGCCGCGUGACACUGAGUUCCUGUUCGAGGUGUUCAUCCAGAACAUCAUUGAUUGUGCAACCACUGGCGCUCUCGUGCCCAUCUCGAUGCCGGGGGGCAGCAAGGAGCAGAACGAGGCGCGGGUGCCUCGCGCGGACGUGCAGAAGGUGCUCAUCCUCGGUUCUGGAGGCCUCUCUAUCGGCCAGGCAGGGGAGUUCGACUACUCGGGCUCGCAGGCAAUCAAGGCGCUCAAGGAGGAGGGCAUCUACACCAUCCUCGUGAACCCGAACAUUGCGACGAUCGCAACGUCUCGCGGGCUUGCGGACAAGGUGUACUUCUUGCCCGUCACCCCGGAGUUCGUGCGCAAGAUCAUCAAGUACGAACAGCCCGACGGGAUCUACGUCACGUUUGGCGGGCAGACCGCGCUCAACGUCGGCAUCAAGCUCAAGGACGAGUUCGAGAGCUUGGGGUGCAAAGUCCUGGGCACGCCGAUCGACACGAUCAUCAUGACUGAGGACCGACAGCUGUUCGCAAGCGCGAUGGAGGAGAUCGGGGAGCGGUGUGCGCAGUCGAGCACGGCAACGACGGUCGAGGAGGCGAUCGCUGCUGCGAACACGAUCGGGUACCCGGUCAUCGUGCGCGCGGCGUACGCACUGGGCGGGCUUGGGUCGGGCUUCGCGCAGAACGAGCAGCAGCUGAAGGCGCUGUGCAGCAAAGCGUUCGCGACGAGUCCGCAGGUGCUGGUGGAGAAGAGCAUGAAGGGCUGGAAGGAGAUCGAGUAUGAGGUCGUGCGCGACUGCCGCGACAACUGCAUUACCGUGUGUAAUAUGGAGAACUUCGAUCCGCUUGGGAUCCACACUGGGGAUUCCAUCGUAGUGGCGCCUUCGCAGACGCUGUCGGACGCCGACUACAACAUGCUCCGGACGACCGCCAUCAACGUUAUUCGGCACCUAGGCGUCGUGGGCGAAUGUAACAUUCAAUACGCCUUGAACCCGACGUCUCGCGAGUACUGCAUCAUCGAGGUCAACGCCCGUCUGUCGCGCUCAUCCGCGCUGGCGUCUAAGGCGACGGGGUACCCGCUGGCGUUCAUCGCGGCCAAGCUCGGGCUCGGGAUCCCGCUGAACGAAAUCAAGAACUCGGUGACGAAGGUGACGUCGGCGUGCUUCGAGCCGAGCUUGGACUACGUUGUGGUGAAGAUCCCGCGGUGGGACCUGAAGAAGUUCAGCCGGGUGAGCCGGCUGCUGAGCAGCAGCAUGAAGAGCGUGGGCGAGGUGAUGAGCAUCGGGAGGUCGUUCCAGGAGACGAUACAGAAGGCGAUCCGGGCUAUUGAUGACCAAUUCUCCGGGUUUGCGAAGAAUGACUUCGUGGAGGAUAUCGACGAGGAGCUGAUGAACCCGACGGAUAAGCGCAUCUUUGCUAUCGCGACGGCCUUCCAUCGUGGAUACAGCGUCGAGAAGAUCUGGCAGAUGACGAACAUCGACAAGUGGUUCCUGACCAAGUUGCAGUCAAUCCACAAGAUGGAACAGCAUCUCUACCAAACCAGCAUCAACUCCGUUGACGAGGAUAUACUUCGUCAAGCGAAGCAGCUUGGGUUCUCUGACCGCCAGAUCGCUACCUGCAUGGGUACGACGGAGCUCGCUGUCCGUCGUCUGCGUCAGGAGCACGGUGUUGCGCCUUUCGUCAAGCAGAUCGAUACCGUUGCAGCGGAGUUCCCCGCAUUCACGAAUUACCUGUACACUACGUACAACGCCGUCGAGCACGACAUCACCUUCGACGACUGCGGUGUCAUGGUCCUCGGCUCCGGUGUGUACCGCAUCGGUUCGUCUGUCGAGUUUGACUGGUGCGCCGUCCGUGCCAUCCGUACGCUUCGGGAUCAGGACCUCCCGACAGUCAUGGUCAACUAUAACCCGGAGACCGUUAGUACGGACUACGACGAGGCCGACCGGUUGUACUUCGAGAACAUCAGCUUGGAGACGAUCCUCGACAUAUACGAUACCGAGCGCUCUCGGGGAGUCAUCAUCUCUAUGGGUGGCCAGACGCCGAACAACAUCGCGCUCCCGCUCUAUCGUCAGAACGUCAAGAUAUACGGCACGUCUCCCGAAAUGAUCGACACGGCGGAGAACCGAUUCAAGUUCUCCCGCCUCCUGGACGAGAUCGGCGUGGACCAGCCGCUCUGGAAGGAGCUGUCGAGCUUUGGGGAGGCGCAUGCGUUCUGCGAGAAGGUUGGGUACCCGGUGCUUGUUCGACCAUCUUACGUGCUCUCCGGUGCUGCGAUGAACGUCGUCUUCAGCCAAGACGACCUCAGCAGCUACCUCUCUCAGGCCACUGCUGUUUCUCGCGAGCACCCGGUCGUCAUCACGAAGUACAUCGAGGGCGCAAAGGAGAUCGAGAUGGAUGCGGUCGCGAAGGACGGAAAGGUCAUCAUGCAUUACAUCUCAGAGCACGUCGAGAACGCUGGCGUCCAUUCGGGCGACGCCACCCUUAUCCACCCGCCUCAAGAUCUUGAUCCCGAAACGGUCCGCCGCAUUGAGGACGCGACGUACAAGAUCGGUAAUGCGCUUAACGUCACGGGUCCGUUCAACAUCCAGUUUAUUGCAAAGAACAACGAGAUCAAGGUCAUCGAGUGCAACCUCCGAGCGGCGCGCUCGUUCCCUUUCGUCUCGAAGGUCACCGGCAUCGACGCGAUUGAGAUGGCGACGAAGGUCAUGUUGAGCAUUCCCGUGGAGCCGUACCCCCACGUCCCUCUUCCCCCGGAUUACGUUGGUGUCAAGGUUCCGCAGUUCAGCUUCAGUCGUCUUUCCGGCGCCGAUCCUGUCUUGGGUGUUGAGAUGGCGUCGACGGGAGAGGUGGCCUGCUUCGGGAGAGACAAGUACGAGGCCUAUCUCAAGGCGCUCAUCUCCACGGGUAUCGUCUUGCCGAAGAAGAAUAUCCUGUUCUCCAUUGGCAGCUUCAAGGAGAAGCUCGAGAUCUUGCCUGCUGUUCAGAAGUUGCAUGCUGCUGGCUACAACCUCUUUGGUACGUCGGGUACGGCAGACUUCUUCACCGAACACAACGUUCCGUGCAAGUAUCUGGAGAUCCUGAACGAGGACAGCGAUCAGAAGUCCGAGUACUCCCUCACGCAACAUCUCGCCAACAACCUCAUCGACAUGUACAUCAACUUGCCGUCGAAGAACCACUACAGGCGCCCUGCGAGCUAUGCUAGCAAGGGUUAUCGUACCCGUCGUAUGGCUGUCGACUUUGCUGUUCCCCUUAUCACUAACGUCAAGAUCGCGAAGCUGCUCUUUGAGGCACUUGUUCGUAAGAUGCCUCUUGAGGUCUCGCCGGUCGAUUUCAAGACCUCCCACGACACGCACACCUUCCCUGGUCUGGUCAACAUCGCCAGCUUUGUCCCUGAUCUCACUAUGGCGGGUGAAGACUUUGCCAACGCGACGAAGGCCUCUAUCAGCGGAGGCUUCGUCACUUCGCUCAUUCUCCCUGUCGGUCUCGAGACGAGGAUCACGGAUAGGGCGAGUCUCGAUAAGGCAGCCAGCAAUAUAGCUGGCUCGGCAUACUGCAACUAUGCGAUGAGCAUCACCGCGACCCCUGCCAAUGCCGGCGCACUGGAUGACGAACUUGAAGCCGACGUCAAGUCGCUCUUCCUACGCUUCCGGUACGGAGAGCCAGACAGCCAGAUCACCGCCGCGGCCACCCACUUUGCGACGUGGCCGUUCGAGAAGCCUAUAGUCACCGACGCGCGUGGUGCUAAUCUCGCUCCGAUCCUCCUCUUGGCCGACCUUCAUAACAAGUCCCUUCACGUGACGAAUGUGCAAACCAAAGAAGACAUGUUGCUGAUCUCGCUCAGCAAGGGCAAGAAGCUGAACGUCACCUGCGACGUUUCUGUGUACGCCCUGUUCUUCACGAGGGAGCAGUUCCCUGGGGUGACCUGCCUACCCACCGCCGAGGAUCAACAGUACCUCUGGAACAACCUCGAGUCCAUUGACGUCUUCUCUGUCGGCCGUGUUCCCUAUGAGCUUGCAACUCAGCUCGGGAAGGAAGCCUCUGCGACAUCGGGUAUUGAGGAGACGCUUCCGUUGCUCCUUGGGGCGGUCGCGUCAGGUCGCCUUACCCUUGAUGAUAUCUGUAUACGACUGCACGAUAACCCUCUUCGCAUCUUCGCCCUUCCUGACCAAAGCCACGCCAACGUUGAAAUUGUCGUCGGUCGUAAGUACCAGUUCCACAGGCGUUCGCAUGCGUGGUCUCCACUCGAAGGCACCGUCGUCAACGGUUCCGUCCAUCGCGUUCAGAUCCACGGCCAGACCGCCUACCUCGACGGAGUCUUGUCGAGCGCACCUUUGGGCAAGGACAUCUCCGCGGCUGUGAUCAGUCACGCUCCUAUCGAGAGGAGAGGGUCAAUCUCAGGCGCAAAACCGGAAGUCUCGAGUUUCGCGCCGCGGUCUUCUGCCGAUGCAUCCGCACAGACACAGCAGCUCGUUGCGCAGUCUACCACCCUGUCCUCGACCGCUCUGGCACCGGUUCAGGGCCCUAUGUCCAACACACAGAUUUUCAAUCAUCUUCUGCCACACCCCGCCUUCAAUCGCCGCCACAUUCUCACUGUCAAGCAGUUCAGUCAUCGCGAUGUACACGAUCUGUUCACGCUCGCGCACGAGAUGCAGCUACAGGUCGAGAGAAACGGUACGCUCGACGUCCUCAAGGGCAAGGUACUCGCGACGCUCUUUUAUGAACCCUCUACGCGGACGUCAUCGUCGUUCGAUACGGCCAUGAAGCGCUGCGGUGGAGAAGUCGUUAACGUCCACGUCGACUCCUCGUCCGUUCUUAAGGGCGAGACCUUACCUGACACGAUCCGUACUCUGGGCUGCUACGCUGACGCCAUUGUGAUCCGGCACCCCGACAUUGGCAGCUCGCAGCUCGCAGCGAAGUUCUCUCCUGUCCCGAUCUUGAAUGCUGGAGACGGUAUCGGAGAGCAUCCGACCCAGGCUCUAUUGGACGUCUAUACCAUCCGUUCUGAGCUUGGGACAGUCAACGGGCGCACAAUCACCAUGCUUGGAGAUCUCAAGAAUGGACGGACGGUCCACAGUCUCGUCACCCUCCUCUCGUUGUAUUCGGUGCGAUUGAACUUUGUUGCCCCUCCUUCACUCGCAAUGCCUGCGAGUGUAGUGUCCGCGGCGCGCAAGGCAGGUAUACCGGUUUACCAAUGCGAGUCCUUGGAGGAAGUCCUCGGAGACACAGACGUUCUCUACGUCACAAGAAUGCAGAAGGAGCGGUUCAAGUCCGAGUCGGAGUUCAACGCCGUCAAGGAUGCCUACCGCGUGGACCAUGCGCUUCUAUCACGGGCGAAGGAGGAAAUGAUUGUCAUGCACCCGUUGCCGCGCGUCAAUGAAAUUGACCCUGAUGUCGACUUCGAUUCUCGCCGUGCUGUGUAUUUCCGGCAAAUGCGUUAUGGCCUCUUCAUCCGCAUGGCACUCCUGGCGAGCGUGAUGGGUUGAAUUCAAAUAGAACCAGUCGGACUUUCAGUAACCAUGUAGGAUAGAUCUAUUAGCGAACAAACAAUUGUUGUAGCUAUACACAAUGUAAAAGUAACAUUC
Molecule: messenger RNA, 6887 nt
Organism: Dichomitus squalens LYAD-421 SS1
Lineage: Eukaryota; Fungi; Basidiomycota; Agaricomycetes; Polyporales; Polyporaceae
Product: carbamoyl-phosphate synthase
Exons: 10
Coding region: 24-6788 (2254 amino acids)
Biological process (GO): L-citrulline biosynthetic process; UTP biosynthetic process; 'de novo' pyrimidine nucleobase biosynthetic process
Cellular component (GO): cytosol; cytoplasm
Molecular function (GO): aspartate carbamoyltransferase activity; ATP binding; carbamoyl-phosphate synthase (glutamine-hydrolyzing) activity
Source: RefSeq, a predicted model, not a curated record